Messenger RNA from Melanotaenia boesemani (Boeseman's rainbowfish), 5201 nucleotides. RefSeq names its product UDP-GlcNAc:betaGal beta-1,3-N-acetylglucosaminyltransferase 5b (gene b3gnt5b). The transcript has 2 exons. Gene Ontology annotation, biological process: brain development. The coding region runs from base 593 to 1750 and encodes 385 amino acids. Gene Ontology annotation, cellular component: membrane. NCBI's taxonomy places the organism in Eukaryota, Metazoa, Chordata, Actinopteri, Atheriniformes, Melanotaeniidae. The record is from RefSeq and is a predicted model, not a curated record.
CCAGCAGUGGGAGGAAGGGAGAGAGCAGAGCAACUUGCAGUCUACACACUCAGCUUAGAGGAAGGAUCGGAAAAACUCUCUCACCUUUACAGAUAUUCUCACACAGACACACACAGUUCCUCCAAACCCAGGCUUUGACUGUUUUACUAAGGAUUUAUUUCUGCUUCUUGACAAGCGUUUUGCUUCCUCUCAUGUGAAGCAAAGUAAACUUGAUGCAGAAGAGAAACUGGAAGGACGACUCAGAGGGAAAGAAGACCGAGCUGGACUCACACGCACAUAUUUCCUUUUGCCGAACUGUGAGCUUUUUGGUGGAAGGAUGAUGCGUCUUGCGCUACUGUGCGACUCUCCACACGAGAACAGCUCUGCAGUGAGGGGCGUUUCCCCGCAGGCCCAGUGACUCCCACCACUGCGUAUGCCUUCAGCUGAAUGCAGAAAGCCUAGGAUGGAAGUCCCAGUAAGUGCUGCUCUGAGGCACUGCAACACCACUCUUAACCUCCAUUUUCUUACCUCCGCCAAAAACACUAAAACAACCAGCUGCUCCACCUGCAUGUCCAACCAGACAAGAACCACUAACGGCUGACCAAAUUCCAGGAUGUUUCUGAAUUUCCGCCGGAUUCGAAAAUGCCAGUUUGUGCAGGUGAUGACCACCUGCCUGGUGCUCUCAGUGGUGAUGGUUUGCUGGGAGCAGCUGGAUCACAGUGUCGUCAGCCACAUCAAGUCCUACUCCUUUCGCUACCUGAUCAACAGCUUCACCUACAUCAACAGGAGCCUCACCAUUCCACGUGAACAGGCCAGCUAUUUCAGCAACUUUAGCUACCUUUUAGACCACCCGAAUAAGUGCGCCGAUAAGGACGUCCUCCUGCUGCUCUUUGUCAAAUCAUCCCCAAAGAAUAUAGAGAGAAGAAACGCCAUCAGAGCCACCUGGGGUAACGAAACCUACAUCCAAAACACGUUGGGGGUGACAGUCAAGGUGUUGUUUGCUUUGGGAGCAAUUCAGACUAAGCAGAAUGAGCUUUCACAGAGCAGCAGUGACAUCAACUACCAGAAGCAGCUCAUCAAGGAGGAUCAUCUUCAUGGUGAUUUGAUCCAGAAGGACUUUUUGGACUCCUUUCACAACCUCACCCUGAAGCUGAUCCUGCAGUUCCACUGGAUGCACAGUCGCUGUGCUCACGCACACUUCUUCAUGACUGCUGAUGAUGACAUCUUUGUCCACAUGCCCAACCUUGUGAGCUACCUGCAGGACCUGAACAGCAAAGGUGUCACAGACUUCUGGAUAGGCCGAGUGCACAGAGGGGCACCGCCCAUCCGCAGCAUGGACAGCAAAUACUAUGUUCCCUUUGAGAUGUACCAGUGGCUGUCUUACCCCGAUUACACUGCUGGGGCAAGCUAUGUCAUCUCCAGUGAUGUAGCAGAUAAAAUAUACCAUGCCUCGCUGACCCUGAAUGCAUCUCUUUACAUAGAUGAUGUGUUCAUGGGCAUCUGUGCCAACGCCAUGGGUGUGUCACCACAGGAUCAUGUAUAUUUCUCCGGGGAGGGCAAGGCACCUUACCACCAGUGUAUCUAUAAUCAGAUGAUAACGUCACAUGGCCAUGUGGAGGACAUUUACGACCUGUGGAAGGCGGCAACAGACCCACAUGUUAAACAGACAGCCUCUGGACUGUUAGGGAGGCUGUACUGUACAGUCAUAAAAAUAACUCUCCUCUGUAGACCCUACUAUGCCACCUACCCUUGCAAAGCAGCAUUUUUGUAAUAUUAAGCUUUUUGUAUGUGCCAGUGUGUUACUGAAAGAGAAAGAGUGUGUUAUAGCAUAGAUCAGUGGUUCCCAACCUAAUUUCCUUGAAGAUCACCUUCAUGUACCAACCAAAAAACUGUGAAGAUGAACUUCUCUACUAUCAUAGCUCCACCAGAUCACUGACCUCACUAAACCACACAUUACAUAGACAAAAAUUGAUGCAGACGGUGUGGCUUAUUAAGGGUAACUAAGGCUAUAUGUCUAACCUCCACUCAAAGUUUGUGUUUUAAGGCUCUCAAACAUUGGUCCUAUGUAGACAAAAUGUCUAAAUGAUAAAAAAAAAAUCAACUCAUCUGUAUGGACAUGGUAGGGUCUCUUUACAGGCAAAGCCUUUUGAACCCUUUGUGGUUUUUGAGGAUCCCAGGCUGGGAACCACUAGUGUAGAUCCUGAAGAAAUGAGGAUCAUUUCUGCAAUUACCUCAGUCCUUCAGUUGGACAUCUAUUUCAAAGCACUGUGUUCUGUGUAGCAGAAGACGCCAGACAAGAAACCAGACUAUCAGCAGCACUGUUAGCAUGGAAACCCUGCAGGACUGCGGCCCUCGUAGGCCCGAACGGAGUAGCCCUGCUUUAAAAUGUGGAAAAAACAGAAAAGGGUGACAGUGUUUCUCACAGACCAGGUAGCAAUUUGUGGCACUCCCCUGGCGCUCAUGAGGGAGUCGAGUGUCGUGGUGAUCGGUGGAGUCGGUCAUCAGUGUGUGCUAUUCAAACACACACUUUCUUGGCUGCCAUUUUAAAUAUACACCUGCAAACUCAGCUAUUGUUCUUCAGAGUCACCUGCUGAGACAAUUUUAAAACUACAAGAAGCAUUUGAAAUUAUUCAGCUCAAUCUUAAUUCUUUAUAGUAAGUUCUUGAAAUAUUUUCACCUUAUAACGUGAUUUUUUAAAACUUGAAACAUAUUACAUUAUAACAUGAUAGUUUUUUGUUAAAACUUGAAACGUAUCACAUUAUAAUGGGAUAAUUUAUUUUAAAAAUGUGAAACGUACCGCGUUAUAACAUGAUAAGUUUAUUGUUAGAACAUGAAUCAAAGUAGCCUGUACUGUAUGCAGAUGCGACCUAUAUUGGAACAAAACACAUUUUAUGAAGAAUAUUCUUGUCGAGCAGACAUAUUUCAGUUAUUUUUGUCAAUGACUAAUCGUUCUACUCUGGUUUAUUAUUGUACACACAGAAAUGUGAGGCAGUUACGAGCUACACGGUACGUCACCUGCAUGUGCACAGUGAGACGUUGCGUGUCUGAGUUGCCAUAGAGUGUGUGUGCUGCUUUUAGUUAAUAACAUGAACCAGUAAAUACGCCUCUCUUCUGAAAAUAAAAUUGAAAAUUAUAAAGGCUAUAUGCACCGCUGGGACUGGGAGAAAAAAGAUGUCAACACAAAGACAAUGAACCAUUUUGGAUGCAAUUGUUGUUUUAAAACAGAAAAUACGUACCGGAACUGAAGUGAACCAUAAAAAGAGCUCCGACCUGCUGAGUUUACCAGAUAUUACCCCUGCUGCCACCUUCAGAUUAGAAGGACAAACUGCAACACGACACCAAAAUGACGCGCACUCCCUACUCUCAAGUACGAGAAGAAACUCACCAGCGUCAGCUACGCCUAACCAACCCACGCAGACGUCCCGCGAGCAUAAAUCCGCCUUGUGUUUUCUUUUGAUAGGCCUCAUGCAUUGUGCGUGGAGAGGAGGAGCGAGCGAAUCAGCUGUCAGUGUGUGUGCGUGUAUCGGUGAUUCACGCUGAGUGGUUGCGAGUCACCAAUAAAGUUAAUAAAGACAUUUCUUAAAAUAUUUAGAUUUUGUAAUUGAGACAACAUCAAUUAGACAUCCCUGUGAUUAACUGCUCAAACAUUUUAUUUAAGCUAGUGGGAAAUCUUUAUUUAUUGUGAAUGUUAAGCCAUUAUUAAUAAUUUUUCCAUGAAUGCUGAAGUGCAUCAAAAUGGUAGCUUGAUACCUUUGUUUGUUUAAAUGCAUACGGAUCAGAGAUGUCAGUUUCACGUUAGCCAAUAAGGCUGUGAUUAAGCUCACCAGGAGCAUUUUAAAAUAAGUGGUCAGGAGGCGGAUGAGAUACAAUAUUUUAAUAUUAAUACUUACGAAUGGACAAUCCGAAUGGACAAUGCGCACCACUGGCACAUGUGCAAAGCUCUCUCUUUCCCUCUUUCUCUCUGUCUCUCACUGUUUGUGAAUGCAAGCAAAAUUAUGGGGAGAAAAUAUGAAAGAACAGACCUAUAAAUAUUUUUUAAAUUGUGUGUGUUUGGGGGGUGGUAUCUGUGCUGCUUGGAGUUGACACAUUGUGGGAAACCCUGGUUUAGAACGAAGUACUGUAUGAAUGUCGUUCUCACAAAUGGGAUUGACAUUGGCUGACUAUGCAUUUUUUCUUUGUGUUGUCUCACUUCCAGUACACAAAAGGAUAAAACUUACAUUAUUUGUAUAAAACUACCACAACUUUUCUCUAUCAACUUUUUUAAUCUAGUUUAAUUUAACUUCAGUAAAAGGAAAAAGAAAGGGGAAAAAAAGAAAUAGAGAGGUCUGUUUCUAACACAUAAUAUGUGAAGUAGAAGUAUGGCAUAGCCUGAAAAUGUCUCGUCAUGAAGUGGAAAAUUAGAAUAGAUGAGUAACUGGAAAAAAAAAAGCCUUGUGUUUGGAAAAGACAUAAUUAUUCAGUGAUGAAUAAUGUGAUUAAAAAAAAUUUAAAAAUGUUUUUUAAUGAAUUAUUUAAUUAAUUAAAAUUUGCAACCUGCUUAACUGUUGUUAAGAGUAUUUUGUAUUAAAGUUUGUGGUUGGCUGGCAAACACAGAUAACGAAACACAAACGAUUAAAAAUCUCUUUCUAUGGUUUGUACGCAUACAUUUAGAGGUGUGAUUGCCUGCCUUUCCAUCUCCGAUGGUUUAAACAGGAAGUUUCUGCCACAAACAAACCAUUCAAAGUCCACAUGCCCUAGAAAAAAGAAUUACACCAUGACCAUAUUUUUCCGCAUUAGAAAAAAUGCAGCAAGACAACACUUUUAAAGCUUCCUCAAAGGGCAGUCAAGCCAUUUAAUGUUACACUACCAUAAAAAUGUCAAAUAAACAGUCGAAACUACUGCAGUGCUGGCUAACAGAUAACAAAGUACAAUUGUUAGGACUUCAGUUAAACUGAAAAGCUACUUUCAAGUAGCAACUCUCAGACAGUUUUAUGGAGACAAGGAAGGUCUGUAAAAUAUUUUUUGCAUAAUAUGCUGACAUGCUGCUUUUUGUAACUUGUCCUGUCCAGCAUCAUAGUAGGGAAAAUGACGGUCUGGCUACCGUGUGUGUCCUAAGAGGAGCUUUGUGGAUACGAGGCUCCUCAGGAUACUUAAAUAUUAUUUAUUCUAAUUUUGUUUUUGUUGAAUUUACAUAUUAAUGCUGGACAUGACAGAGGGGACAAAACAAAGGAGAGUGAACACGA